Messenger RNA from Calliphora vicina (urban bluebottle blowfly), 810 nucleotides. It is a transcript of the gene fd19B, whose product is annotated as forkhead domain 19B. The transcript has a single exon. Gene Ontology annotation, biological process: regulation of transcription by RNA polymerase II. Gene Ontology annotation, cellular component: nucleus. Bases 1 to 810 code for a protein of 269 amino acids. Lineage: Eukaryota; Metazoa; Arthropoda; Insecta; Diptera; Calliphoridae. The record is from RefSeq and is a predicted model, not a curated record. Gene Ontology annotation, molecular function: sequence-specific double-stranded DNA binding; DNA-binding transcription factor activity.
AUGGCACCUGUCUUCCAAUCAAACUUCUCCAUACGCUCUUUGCUAUCGGAUACUAAAGUAUGUUUAGAAGAAACAAAAACCAACUCCUAUAUACCCAGUGCUCCCAGCAGCCCUUCGGUAUCACAAACAUCAGAGGAACUAUCAAGUGAUACUUCAUCGACCAGCGGCAAAUCACCGGAUGCAAAACCAGCCUACACCUACAGCGCCCUAAUUGUUAUGGCCAUUAGAAGCAGCCCUGAGAAACGUUUAACUUUAAGCGGCAUUUGCGAAUGGAUAGCCGAGAACUUUGCCUACUAUCAGAAGAACAAGAGUGUAUGGCAAAACUCUAUACGCCACAAUCUCAGCUUGAAUCCUUGCUUUGUCCGAGUACCUCGGGCUUUGGAUGAUCCUGGCCGUGGCCACUACUGGGCCUUGGAUCCCUCUGCCGAAGAUUUAACAAUUGGUGAAACCACAGGACGCCUAAGACGCAGCAAUAACACCAUGAUCAAUCGUUCUUUCGGUACCGGGGCCAUACGCUCAAAGGCUGCAUUGCAUUAUGGCACGCCUUAUGCUCAUCAUCCCUAUCACCAAACCAUGCCCUCAAAUGCGAUGACCUAUGCUCAUCACUACAGCCCAAAUGCUGUCUACUUCCCCACCCCCGAAGAAAUUAGAAUGGCCCAACAAGCAGCUCUACUACAAAGUCAAAGGGAACAGCAAGCCGCCUGGUCCAAUUAUCAUCAUCAGCAACAACAAAGACAACAGUUGCAACAUUUGCACUAUCAUCAACAAUAUCUCAUGCAACAAGGCGGCAUUCCCAUGAAAUACCAAUAG